AUGUCGACGCCGAAAAUAGAAAGAAUAGGCGAAAGAUUAUUUGCUUAUCUCAUUACUACUUAUUAUUAUCGUUUUCGGGAAAAAUUAGGCUUCCUUUACGGAAAAUUACAACCCGAACCAAUCAUUAGAUUUGGUGGUCUGGUUUUAGAAAAACCUUAUUUUAAUGAAGAAACUGGCAAAGUAGAAGUCCGACAGGGAUUUCACGAAAAAGAACCUUUAUUGGUUUUAGGUGAUAAUUUUACCAUUCCCACCCGCACUGUUUACCUUAAUGAAUUGUUUCUCUAUUACCAAUUAGGAUUAAGACACUAUUACGAAGAAAAAAAUGAGUUUGAAAAACACUUCGGCUUCAAGGCCUUUAUUUAUGUGUUGGCUCAUGAAAUAGUUCAUGCAAUUUUAAUUGAUUAUGCUCCCGAGGAAGAAGAGCAUGGUGAUUUGCAUAAGAAAUUAGUGACGGAGAUGGUGAAAAUGAUUAAGGCUUCUGCCGAAUAUCAAGCAUUAAAAAAGUUUUGGAAAUAA
Molecule: messenger RNA, 516 nt
Organism: Racocetra persica
Lineage: Eukaryota; Fungi; Glomeromycota; Glomeromycetes; Diversisporales; Gigasporaceae
Source: the annotation of a GenBank genome assembly